Molecule: messenger RNA, 1625 nt
Organism: Postia placenta MAD-698-R-SB12
Lineage: Eukaryota; Fungi; Basidiomycota; Agaricomycetes; Polyporales; Adustoporiaceae
Exons: 8
Coding region: 13-1434 (473 amino acids)
Biological process (GO): regulation of transcription by RNA polymerase II; chromatin remodeling; box C/D snoRNP assembly
Cellular component (GO): Swr1 complex; Ino80 complex; R2TP complex
Molecular function (GO): DNA helicase activity; ATP binding; ATP hydrolysis activity
Source: RefSeq, a predicted model, not a curated record
CCAUAUUCCACAAUGUCGAGCUUCAAGGCGUCGACGUCCUCGGCACCCGUCGCGCACAACGCGCUCCCACCCCCCUCAACCGCGUCGGCCUCCCGCUCGUCGCGCAUAGCGCCCCAUUCGCACAUCAAAGGGCUCGGCCUCACCUCAGAAGGCUACGCGAGCGCGGACGGCGCAGGGUUCGUCGGACAGUCGAAUGCGCGCGAGGCGUGCGGCGUCGUCGUCGACCUCAUCAAGUCGCGCAAGUUCUCGGGGCGCGCGCUGCUCCUCGUCGGCGCGCCCGGCACCGGCAAGACGGCCCUCGCGCUCGCCAUCUCGCAGGAGCUGGGCGCGAAGGUGCCCUUCUGCCCCAUGGUCGGCUCCGAGGUGUACAGCACGGAGGUGAAAAAGACCGAGGUCCUUGCGGAGGCGUUCCGGCGGGCAAUAGGUCUGCGCAUAAAGGAGACGAAGGAGGUGUACGAGGGCGAGGUCACUGAACUCACGCCCACGGAGUCCGAGAACCCACUGAGCGGGUACGGAAAGACCGUCUCUCAUGUCAUUGUUGGGCUCAAGACAGUCAAGGGCACCAAGCAGCUGCGCUUGGACCCUAGUAUUUACGAAGCGAUUCUCAAGGAAAAAAUCGUUGUUGGAGAUGUCAUCUACGUCGAGGCCAACACGGGCGCAGUCAAGCGCGUCGGUCGGUCAGAUGCUUACGCAUCAUCGUACGACCUGGAAUCGGAGACAUACGUGCCACUGCCCAAGGGCGAUGUGCACAAGCGUAAGGAGCUCGUGCAAGACGUUACGCUCGGCGACCUGGACGCUGCAAACGCCCGACCACAAGGCGGACAGGACAUCAUGAGCGUCAUGGGCAGCCUUGUGAAGAGCGGCCGCACCGAAGUGACAGAGAAGCUGCGAAGGGAAGUAAACAAAGUCGUGAAGGGCUAUGUUGAUCAGGGAGUCGCGGAGGUUGUUCCUGGUGUGGUUUUCAUCGACGAGGUGCACAUGCUCGACAUUGAAUGCUUCACAUAUCUCAAUGCGCUUCUCGAGUCUCCCAUGGCGCCCACCGUGAUUCUCGCGACCAACCGUGGCAACGCCCUUGUUCGUGGAACAACUGACAUUGUGGCCCCUCAUGGAAUCCCUGUUGAUCUCCUCGAUCGAUGCCUCAUUGUGAAGACCGAUGGCUAUUCACAUGAUGAGGUUGCCAAGGUUGUGCAGCUGCGCGCGGACGUCGAAGGAUUGCAGCUAGGAUCCGGCGUCCUCGACAGAUUAGCAAAACGAGGCGAAACGAGCUCACUUCGGUAUGCACUGCAGCUGCUCACUCCCGCGUCCAUCCUUGCUACUCUCGCGGGGCGCAAGCAGAUCGAGCAGGAAGACAUCAACGAGAUGGGCGAGCUGUUCUUGGACGCAAAAACAAGCGCGAUGGCGAUCGGGACGGAUGGGGGCUUCCUGGCGGUAUAGUGGGGUAGUGAGCGAACACUGUGGAGAGCAUGAGCUUAGGGGGUGUGCGCAGAUGGGAGGAGCGCGCGAACAAAAUGUCGACGGACCUUGCGAAUAUUGGCGCACGGUCUGUGUCGCUUGUACUGAUUUUGUUUGUUACAUUAGAUCCACGAUGUUGUCAACGUGACUGAAUUCUGCCUGUGUUCAAUUCA